Spirodela intermedia is the source of this 1191-nucleotide messenger RNA. The record is from the annotation of a GenBank genome assembly. Lineage: Eukaryota; Viridiplantae; Streptophyta; Magnoliopsida; Alismatales; Araceae.
AUGGCGGCAGCCACCGCUUCCUUGGCGAUCUCCAGCACUUGCUCGAGGUAAGAACCUACUCUGUUCUCUCCUUCGGAACAGCACAUCUCCAGCUCUCAUGCUCGAGGAUUCUCGCUCUGGUUCAGCCACGGGAAUGAGAGAUUUACAAUCUGUGAUCGCAGAGUGAGGGCGCCGAGAUCAUCGCCCGAGCGGACGACUCCGGUGAGUUUGCAGCGGCGGACUCGCACGACGGCCACUAAGGGAGGGGUCUCCACCGUCUGCGAACCCCUCCCCCCGGACAGGCCCCUGUGGUUUCCGGGGAGCUCCCCGCCUGCGUGGCUCGAUGGAAGGUAUUCUUCUACCUUCUGCCGCCCGAAACCAGUUCAUCCUCCUCCUCACUUGAAUCGGAGCGAGUAUGGAUUAUUCUUUUUUCUCGUGUUCUCGCAGCCUUCCUGGAGAUUUUGGCUUCGAUCCGCUGGGGCUAGGUGAGGAUCCCCAUUCUCACAUUUCUCAUCGCUGUGGAUCUUUCUUUUCGCCUUCGUAUCCGCCCAACAAGUGGAAAUUCCGCUGAGGAUGGUGGCGAUCUGCAGGGUCUGAUCCAGAGCUCCUGAGAUGGUUCGCCCAGGCGGAGCUGAUGCACAGCCGAUGGGCCAUGCUCGCCGUGGCGGGCAUCCUCAUCCCGGAGACCCUCGAGAAGCUCGGAUUCAUGGAGAACUUCUCCUGGUUCGACGCCGGCUCGCGACAGUACUUCGCUGACCCCUGGACCUUGUUCGCCGUGCAAAUGGCGCUGAUGGGAUGGGCGGAGGGAAGGAGAUGGGCCGACUUCGUCAACCCCGGCUCCGUUGACAUCGAGCCGAAGUUCCCCAACAGGAAGAACCCCACGCCGGACGUGGGCUAUCCCGGUGGCCUCUGGUUCGACCCGAUAAUGUGGGGGAGAGGGUCGCCGGAGCCGGUGAUGGUGCUCAGGACGAAGGAGAUCAAGAACGGGAGGCUGGCGAUGCUCGCCUUCGUGGGCUUCUGCUUUCAAGCCAUCUACACCGGCGAGGGCCCGCUGGACAACUUGGCGGCGCAUAUCGCCGACCCUGGCCACUGCAACAUCUUCUCGGUGGGUAGCCUUUUCCGGAGAACCCACCCACCCUUCUGGUUCUUCCUCCUAUCUGGAGCUCCACUGAGCGAGAUCUCUGGUCGUUGCAGGCGUUCGCGUCCCACUGA